GCGGGACAUUAAGGGGCGUGUCUAUUCUGUUUAACGUAGCCUGUUUGAUUACACUCGUCAAUUAGAAGUGAGUUAUCAGUGGAUUUUCUCGAAAAUUACUUGUAUUCGACGUUAAAUUGAUAUGUAUUAAAAUGGUUAUACACUACAUAAGCGUCUUAGACUGAUAUCCUAAUGUUUGGUGGAGAAUGGAGGAGAAAUCUUCCUCAGGUUAUGAAGGAGCGGUGAGCUGGUAUAUGAGUCUCUCUAAACUGGCUCUGGCUGUGGCUAUUAUUAAGAUCAGACCUUCAGGUGGAGCCAGACAGUUUGCUGAGUCUCUGGCUGAUAGACUCAGACAGCAGGAUGAAAGCUGGAGGUCCGAAGUUAAAAGUCUUCAUGAAGAUCUGCUGCGUCUUAGACAAGAGCUGCUUCUCACUCGCUUACUCUUCAAGACGAAAACUAAUGCUGGGCCAAGACAUGGUCAAGAUACUGCCAGAGUACUCUCUCAGGAAGACCCACAGCAGUUAAAGAGCGACUCUGGCUGUGACACUGAUAACAGCUCACAAACACAGAUAUAUGGUGCUCAGGGACCAUGUUUGCCUCCAACUCCUCCAAACAGUCAGAAUGUUUCCCUCCUAGACAGGAAAUGGCGCCAGGACCACAGGCUGUUAAAACACAUGCAGUUCCUGCACUGUUUGAGUGGCUUGCGCAGAGGCUAUGAGCCGUCUAUGUGUCAUGAUGGUGAUGUGGUCUGGGAUUCAGUAGUGCAGUUGCUGGAUUCCGUGGUGGAGGUUUUCAGGCAGAUACAUGUUGGACAGCCUCUGCAUCACCCAGAGCAGCUGCGUCAUGCCACACAAGUGGUGGCACAGACCCUGAGUCGAGGAGCAACACAGAACGGGUGUUCAGUGCAGCACUUUAGCAAAGUGAAUGACCUGUUGAAGGAGAUGAUCGGCCUAUUGCUAACCAACCAACAGCUCAAUUCGUGCUCAGUCCAUGGCGUGCUGUCAGAGUGUUUGCUGGCUCUGGGAGGAAGUCCUGUGGUGAGAACUGCACUUGUUCAACUCCUGAUGUCUCAGAUCAUUCAGCUUGCACAGCAGCUAUGGGAUACCUGUAAGAGGUCCAGAGAGGAACAGCAUCAUCAGGUGGACUGGAUCUGCUAUGAAAAUUCCUUCUAUGUGUUUUGGCUGCUGGAACAUCUUGCCCAGGACAGUGAUUAUGAUGUUAACCAGGAGCUUGUGAUCCAGCUGGAAACUAAAGCAUUCCCUCUCGCAGAUGAGUUUCCCCUAUUCUCUCUGUAUAUGUGGCGGAUCGGAGGUCUCUUCAGGGCAGGACACACAUGAGCAGAUGUAGACUGCUUCCAAAAAAAUUUUGCUUUUUAAGAGCUCAUUUUACAUGUGGUGCUUUAAUAAAAAAAAAUAAUUAACUGUUAAUAAAUUUUAAA
Molecule: messenger RNA, 1417 nt
Organism: Labeo rohita (rohu)
Lineage: Eukaryota; Metazoa; Chordata; Actinopteri; Cypriniformes; Cyprinidae
Gene: mei4
Product: meiosis-specific, MEI4 homolog (S. cerevisiae)
Exons: 5
Coding region: 186-1316 (376 amino acids)
Biological process (GO): spermatogenesis; DNA recombination; oogenesis
Cellular component (GO): lateral element
Source: RefSeq, a predicted model, not a curated record